Ambispora gerdemannii is the source of this 528-nucleotide messenger RNA. NCBI's taxonomy places the organism in Eukaryota, Fungi, Glomeromycota, Glomeromycetes, Archaeosporales, Ambisporaceae. The record is from the annotation of a GenBank genome assembly.
AUGUUGAAAACAAUUUUCGCAGCAUUCCUAAUUACAUUAAUUGCUCAAUUUGCAAUCAUCAACACUCAGGCAGCUCCUCUAUAUGGUGCAAACGUAGUAAAGUUAGAAAAAAGUGACUACUCUUACGGUGUAGGUUCUGCAGAAAAAAAAUGGUGUUUAAACCCAUUUCACACUUUAGACUGCGUCACAGCAAAAGAUCUUGCAGACGAAGCAUUAAAGAGCGCCCAAGAUAACUUUUCUAACGAUCAGCUGCAUAAUGGUCCUGGUGAUGCAUAUCGCCACUGUUACUGGAGUGGGUUGCUAACAUUUGAAUUUGGUGAAUCUGAGGCGAAAGGAUUUGGCGAUCGGCACGAAGAUUUUCCAGAAAAUCCUUCGGGUGAAAAAGCAAUGGACUUACACAACAACGGCGUAGGCCGAACGAUUGCUCAGCAACUGGAUAAGGAUGGGAAAAAAGGCAACAAAGCUGCGUUAAGUACGGCUUGUAAGCAGGCAGUCUCUGACGGGCGCUUGAUAACUAAGCCUAACUGA